Messenger RNA from Antechinus flavipes (yellow-footed antechinus), 1412 nucleotides. RefSeq names its product centromere protein V (gene CENPV). Bases 1 to 1104 code for a protein of 367 amino acids. Gene Ontology annotation, molecular function: carbon-sulfur lyase activity. The record is from RefSeq and is a predicted model, not a curated record. The transcript has 6 exons. NCBI's taxonomy places the organism in Eukaryota, Metazoa, Chordata, Mammalia, Dasyuromorphia, Dasyuridae.
AUGUCUAGACUUGAGCAUAAACUUGCAUUUAAGCGAACAGAGUUGUGCAAAGUUGUCAGCCUAACUUCCUCUUCCAAAGCCAUUGAAGUCCAGCGGCAGGACCAAAACGCAAGACCCCUGGUGAUGGCCCAGGUUGCAGUGGAUGUUUUGGGCAUCUUAAAUGUGGGACCAAGCUCUAAGUACUCACAGCUAAGCAAGAUCAGGGGUAACCAACUGGUUUCCAAACCAUCACGGGCAGGCGGCGCGACCCAGAGCCUGCGAGGGGCCAGCUCGGAGGCGAGGGGGGCAUCGGGGGCCCGGGGCAGCGCGCCGCACAGCCGCCUCUGCCGAGCGCACGGGAGGCUCCUGGGCGUGGGGGCGCACGGUGUGGCCGCGGCGGCGGCGGGGGAUGCGCGAAGGAUGGUGAAGACCAAGGGCGCCGCUGGGGCGGCCGCGAAGCCGCGGGCCAGGAGCCGACCGGCCGCCGAGGCCGCCGAGGCGCCGCUCGCGGCCCCCGCGGGCAAGAGCAAGGGCCGGCCGGGGAGAAAGAGGAAGCUGCCGCUCCCGGACCAGAAGGCGGAGGAGGCGCCAUUGCCUCCGGGCCCCUUGGAGAGCUGCUCCUUGGAUCUCGGGGGGCAGCGCGAGCGCUGGGUAAAGUUUCAGAAGCGCCAGAGCCUGACUUGCGAGGGUGCAGCCAAACUCCUCCUGGACACCUUUGAAUACCAAGGUCUGGUGAAACACACUGGAGGCUGCCACUGCGGGGCCGUGCGCUUUGAAGUCUGGGCUUCGGCAGAUCUGCAUGUUUUUGACUGCAACUGUAGCAUUUGCAAAAAGAAACAGAACCGACACUUCAUCGUUCCAGCUUCUCGGUUCAAGCUUCUGAAGGGUGCUGAGAACAUCACCACGUACACCUUCAACACCCACAAGGCCCAGCACACGUUCUGCAAGAGCUGUGGGGUGCAGAGCUUCUACACGCCUCGGUCCAACCCCGACGGUUACGGAAUCGCCCCCCACUGUCUGGACGAAGGCAGCGUGCGCAGCAUCGUCAUCGAAGAGUUCAACGGGAGCGAAUGGGAGAAGGCGAUAAAGGAGCAUAAGACCAUUCAGAGCAAGUCCAAAGAGUGAGCCCAGCGGCCCGGCGGGGGCGCCUGCCAUGACACGUGCGGGGGUCCCAGGGCCCCCCCACCCCCGUGUCGGAAGCAGAAGGGAUCACUUCGUGCGGAGAGGCAGCCGAGGCGGCCGGGCCGGAGGCUGCUGUUCUUUCCUGGACCAAGCAGGCUGGGCCCGGCUCCCCGGGCUGCACGGGCCCCCUCAGCCCAGUCCGUGGGCCAGAUCAUUUCACCUCCCCCUCCCCUCCCCACUUUCAUGUGAGCUUUUAGGGACAUGAGCCUCCUUUGGUUUUUAUUAAAGAUAAUUAUUACUGUGGUUCCUCA